Alnus glutinosa is the source of this 2593-nucleotide messenger RNA. Its product is annotated as alkaline/neutral invertase A, mitochondrial-like. Gene Ontology annotation, biological process: sucrose catabolic process. Gene Ontology annotation, molecular function: sucrose alpha-glucosidase activity; endo-alpha-N-acetylgalactosaminidase activity. The record is from RefSeq and is a predicted model, not a curated record. NCBI's taxonomy places the organism in Eukaryota, Viridiplantae, Streptophyta, Magnoliopsida, Fagales, Betulaceae. Gene Ontology annotation, cellular component: mitochondrion. The transcript is spliced from 6 exons. The coding region runs from base 230 to 2248 and encodes 672 amino acids.
UAUAUAUUCAUCGACAAAGCUUUUCUUUUUUCUCGUCCAUAUUUGAUCUCUGUUUUUCAAAUAUUCAAGAUUAACAGAGUCGUAUAUAGAAUACAUUCACUAAAAUUGUAGCUCAAAUUUUACUGGAAAAUAAUAAUAAUAAAAAUUGAUAGAUAUUUAGAUUGUAGCUCAGGCUUAACUUUUAAAGAAUACAAUAAAUUUGAAUUUUACUAAUAUUUAGAUAUUAAUAAUGAACACUAGCGGUUGUAUUGGAAUUUCCACUAUGAAACCCUAUUGUAGGAUACUAAUUAGCCACAAAGGAUCCUCGAUUUUUGGGUUUUCGCCCGGAAAAUUCAACGAUUAUCCAAUUGAUAAUUUGUCGAAAUUUCAUUGCGGUCGAUUCAAUAGCUGCAAUUCUCAGAUUAUAGGGUACACACGUGUAACAGAUUCGAAUCAGAGAGCUUUUAGUGUUUCUGGUUCGAGUUGGGGUCAGUCUAGGGUUUUUCCGAUGAAUUUCCAUGUUGGUCAAGGUAGUGGUAGGGGUGUUUUAGUAAUUCCCAAUGUAGCGUCAGACUUUAGGAACCAUUCAACCUCAGUCGAAGCUCAUGUUAAUGAGAAGAGCUUCGAGAGGAUUUACAUUCAAGGCGGACUGAAUGUGAAGCCUCUGGUGAUCGAGAGGAUCGAGACCGGUCACAGUGUGGUUAAGGAAGAAGAGUCUAGGUUAGAUUUUGAUGGGUCAAGUAUAAACAUUGAUAAUUUGAAGGGUUUGAAUGAGAAUAUGGUGGAGAGGGAGGUCUCCGAAAUUGAGAAGGAGGCAUGGAAGUUACUUCGAAAUGCAGUUGUUAGUUAUUGUGGAAAUCCGGUGGGAACUGUUGCGGCUAAUGAUUCGGCCGACAAGCAGCCGCUGAACUAUGAUCAGGUCUUUAUUCGUGAUUUUGUCCCCUCAGCACUUGCAUUCUUACUCAAUGGAGAAGGAGAGAUUGUGAAGAAUUUUCUUCUUCACACACUGCAAUUGCAGAGCUGGGAAAAGACUGUGGACUGCUACAGUCCUGGGCAAGGGUUAAUGCCUGCAAGCUUUAAAGUUAGAACUAUCCCUCUUGAUGGAAGCAAUGAAGCAUUUGAGGAAGUUCUAGAUCCUGAUUUUGGUGAAUCAGCCAUUGGUCGUGUUGCACCUGUUGAUUCUGGGUUGUGGUGGAUUAUUUUGUUGAGAGCUUAUGGGAAGAUCACUGGCGACUAUGCAUUGCAAGAAAGAGUGGAUGUCCAGACAGGCAUAAGAUUAAUACUUAAUCUAUGUUUAACUGGUGGGUUUGACAUGUUUCCUUCUCUGUUAGUAACUGAUGGUUCCUGCAUGAUUGAUAGACGGAUGGGCAUUCAUGGACACCCUCUUGAAAUCCAAGCGUUAUUCUACUCAGCUCUACGCUGUUCCCGCGAAAUGCUAAUUGUCAAUGAUGGAACCAAGAAUUUGGUGGCUGCUAUCAAUAAUCGACUCAGUGCACUCUCCUUUCAUAUCAGAGAGUAUUAUUGGGCGGAUAUGAAGAAGAUCAAUGAGAUUUAUCGUUACAAGACAGAGGAAUACUCUACAGAUGCCAUUAACAAGUUCAAUAUUUAUCCAGAUCAAAUUCCUUCUUGGCUGGUAGAUUGGAUCCCUGAGAAAGGUGGCUACCUCAUUGGCAAUCUGCAACCUGCUCAUAUGGAUUUUAGGUUUUUCACACUUGGAAAUCUUUGGGCCAUUGUUUCAUCUUUAGGUAGCCCAGAACAGAAUGAGGGUAUUCUGAAUUUGAUUGAGGACAAAUGGGAUGAUCUUGUGGCUCAAAUGCCUCUUAAAAUUUGUUACCCUGCUUUGGAGCAUGAGGAAUGGCGUAUAAUCACUGGCAGUGACCCAAAGAAUACUCCCUGGUCUUAUCAUAAUGGUGGAUCUUGGCCAACACUGCUAUGGCAGUUCACAUUGGCCUGCAUUAAGAUGGGGAGGCCAGAAUUGGCACAGAAGGCUGUUGCUUUGGCAGAGAAGAGGCUUUCAAUGGAUCAGUGGCCUGAAUAUUAUGACAUGCGCAGUGGGAGAUUCAUAGGAAAGCAAUCCCGGCUCUUCCAGACAUGGACAAUUGCUGGUUUUCUAACGUCGAAGAUGCUUUUGAAGAAUCCGGAGAAGGCGUCCUUGUUGUUCUGGGAGGAGGAUUACGAACUCCUUGAAAUUUGUGUCUGCGCGCUUAGCAAAACUGGUCGAAAGAAGUGCUCACGUUCUGCUCCAAGGUCUCAGAUUCUUGCUCGAUGACAAGUGAGUGCUAUACAGAGCGCUCUGAGCUAAAAAAAUAUAGAUCUCAAAUGACGGUGACUCCAUUGAAUACAAGACUCUUUUAACUUCUUUCCUUUCAGCACUUAAAGCUUAGGUUGUGGUCCUGUUUUCGGAAAUCAAACGAUACUGUGGAAUAUGAUCGUGUUGUCCCAUUAAUUGAAGGAGGGACGAUUCUUAUUUGAUGGCUCUGUUUUUUGAGAGCCUCUUAACCUAUUUGUAUGGUUCCACUGCUGAUCACUGUUGCAUGUACUUGAAUUAUGUGGCAGUCUGACAAUACUUGUAACUUCGCUGGAAAUUAUAUGAUAUUCGUAUUGAUUGUGCUCA